Molecule: messenger RNA, 1098 nt
Organism: Sporothrix schenckii 1099-18
Lineage: Eukaryota; Fungi; Ascomycota; Sordariomycetes; Ophiostomatales; Ophiostomataceae
Exons: 6
Coding region: 1-1098 (365 amino acids)
Source: RefSeq, a predicted model, not a curated record
AUGCAGCUUCCUUCGUUCGCGCAGCUGGCCAUCACUGGCUUGCUGGCCACCUCGACGGUGUCUGGUCUCCAGAUGCCCGGUGAGGCUGCCAGACGCGCUGCUGGUGCCAUUGCCAUUCUGGCCGUCCCCGUUGCUGGUACACCCGUUUCCCCUCUGGCGCUCCGCAACGACGACGAGAUCGAGAAGCACCGCAAGAAGCACCACAAGAAGCACCAUGAGCGCCCCCGCCGCCGCCAGUGGGGCUGGGGUGGAGGCUGGGGUGACGAUGAUGAUGGCGACGACGAUGGUGAUGAGCCUGCGCCGGUCCCCACGCCUGGCAAGGGUAAGGGCUCGGGCAAGGGUAAGGGCGCGCCCACCGGUGCCGUCCCUCCCAUCAAGACGACCACCGCUAAGCCGGUUGGCCACACUCCCACUCCCCUUCCUGCUCCUCCCAAGUCUCAGCCUGCUCCCGCUCCGAGCAAGUCUGAGCCAGCCCCUGCUCCGAGCAAGUCUCAGCCUGCUCCCGCUCCGAGCAAGUCUCAGCCUGCUCCCGCUCCUAGCAAGUCUCAGCCUGCUCCCGCUCCGAGCAAGUCGGAGCCAGCCCCUGCUCCGAGCAAGUCUCAGCCUGCUCCCGCUCCGAGCAAGUCGGAGCCAGCCCCUGCUCCGAGCAAGUCUCAACCCGCUCCGGCUCCUAGCAAGUCCCAGCCUGCUCCGGCUCCUAGCAAGUCCCAGCCUGCUCCCGCUCCGAGCAAGUCUCAGCCUGCUCCCGCUCCUAGCAAGUCGGAGCCCGCUCCCGUGAAGCCGGAGCCUACCCCCACCGGAAAGGGCAAGGGCAAGCCUGCGCCCACUUCCGCGAGCCCGCCCCACGAGACCGCCACGCACCCGAUUCCCCCGGUCGUCACAGCUCCGCACAAGAAGCCAACCCACACUGUGACGGUGACGGUGAAGCCCACGACCACAUCCAAGGCCGCGCCACCUCCUCCCGAGCCGACCGUGACUGUGACCGUCACUGAGGGCGAGGGCAAGGGCAAGGGUAAGGGCACGGUCACCCCGCACCCGUUCCCGACACCUGUCGGGCCUCCCAUCUUCCCCGGUUUCGGCGACGACGACGACGACUGA